AUGACGUCAAUACUAGCUGCGCCAAUACUCCGCACCUCAGACGCGUGCCCAUUUAUACCGUACACGAAAGUCUCUGAUGAAUGGCGAAUAGCCUUCGCCGCCUUCCUCUUCACCUUCAGUGUAUUCGGCGUUUUUGCCAAUCUCUCACUUCUGCUAACUAUUCUUGCCAAUCAUCGAUUAUUCCUUCGAUUAGACGUCUAUCCAAUUACGCUAUCAAUGUCAUUCAUCGGCAUACUGUAUUUAUUGGCCAAUUUUGUGGUGGCUAUACCUGUGAUCCUAAACUCCUUCGAGUUCUUGGAAGACAUCAACCUGAUGAAAUCGCUCGCCGCCGUCAAUACCUUCACUUAUUACCUCGAACAAGCCUUUCUCCUUAUCAUUGCCAUCAACAGAUUUCUGCUCUUUUGCUCUCGAUGCAAGGACCAUACCGUGAAAGUGGUUACGCGCUCCCUGCACCUGGCCGCCUGGAUUUAUGGCUUUGCGCUGACGUUAAUACCUUCAUAUCUGGGAUGCUUCAAGAUUUACAGCCCCCGAAUUAUCGGCUUCACGUUCAGCUGCUCGCAGUGUGGAGGGGCCGAGAAUACCUAUGUUUAUGCGGAUCCGAACCGCUGUAAAGGUGUUGGUGAUGGAGCGGAAGCUGCUCACCAAAUGGGAACACGCCCGCAAGAACACAAUCUCAGCAAUUGCCAUCAAAUCGAUGGU
Molecule: messenger RNA, 699 nt
Organism: Mesorhabditis spiculigera
Lineage: Eukaryota; Metazoa; Nematoda; Chromadorea; Rhabditida; Rhabditidae
Source: the annotation of a GenBank genome assembly